GGGACUGAGAGGGUGGAUGGGAGAGGGGGCCUAGCAGCCUCUCUUCAAAUUCAGUCUGCUCUAGUUGUGUGGACCACCCCUCACCACUGGCCUUUCAAACAAGUGCCCUUUGUUGCUGGCGCCACGGUGAUCUCCAUAGUGACCACUGACGCCCUGGCUGUUGCCAAGGUGGCACACAGCAGCCAGCUAUCUCCCCCCCCGUCAGGAGAGCUCCCACCCUGCCAGGGGUUGUGGAAAACAGAUGAUGAAAUGCAGCAGCUUCCUGAAAUAUCUCUGUGGAGUGUAAAUGGCAAUGGAAGCCCUCUCCUUGUCACGUUCUCUCACUAGCUUUCACACCUUUUAAUAUAAAAGUGAUAAUUAAUAUGAUAAGAUGACGCAUAUAAAAGCCUCACACAAACACUAUGUUUUCAUGAAUAAAGACAUGGUAUGCAGAUAAAUAGUUUAUAUAUAGUUUUUCCCCCUUCAUGAAGUAGAGGACCUACACUAAAAUGUAACCAUCUGAUCAAAUCCAUCUUGAAGUCAAACGUUGCAGAAUAUAAUUGGGUUUUCUUCCGAUUAACUCCUGAUUCACAUAGGGUGUAAUGCGACUAUGGUUGGGAAGGUUUAUUCACAUAAAUUCACAUUUGCGUUAACAUUUGCGUUUUGAUGUUUCCCUCAAAUUUGCCCUGGUAACCUUAUUUUGAUCCCACAACUAUUUACAGCUCCUCCCUCGAUUAUGAGAGAGUCCAUGACUGAUUAGCAUUAAACAGUGGAUGGAAACACACACAAGCUUGAAUUUUCUUCAGCUGAAUUUUCACGAAUGGGCUUAAAAUAUGUGAAUGAGCUGGAUAGAAGCCCAGAUUGUCAGAAUAUGUUUAUGUUCCUCCAACUAGUAGUGUUGCACGCUAACUUUUACUGAAAUUGCUUGAGCGGGGCUGUCUUUCUGAGUUUAAUUGAGAGUAAAAGAGACCCAUUUCCCGAGAACAAAGAUGCCUGUGGGCUCGAUUGCUGUCAUAAUGGCUUCCCAACUGGGCCUCCCUUGGCUCUGGCCGACCUUUGACACAGGAAGUGAAGAGAGCAUUUAAGGGAGUGAUUGUGCGGGGUUGUGGGGGACGGAACUCUUGUUUGUGGGGGGCCCCCUGCGGAGUGUUUGUGUGUUCCGUUUGAAGAGCGUCUCCGCCGGUGGCUGGUGUUUGUGCUGGUGAAUACUGCAUGAGGGUCUUUGCGCAGCUCUUGCACAAGCCGCUCUCCAGGCACCGCACGGCCUGCCACACCAGUAAGAGGAUUUGUCUUCUCUCGCCGUCUGUGGAGAGAACAAGGGGGAGAGAGAGAGAGAGAGAGAAAUAACUUUUUUUCUUUCUUCCUUCUUGAGACAACUUGUCUAAAUGGCACAUCUUAAUCCCAAAACACCACACACUCUCUCACACACAUACACACUUGAAUACACGAACAGGUUUCCCUAUGUAGAUUUUUGGCAAUGGUCUGAAGCUCUUUGAUGGGUUCUAUGUACAGUUUAUCCAAGUGGAGGAGCUUAGGCCAGUCAUUCAUUAGCCUGGUUACACAAAACUCUAUGGUGUGUGUGUGUGUGUGUGUGUGUUUGUUUGUGUGUUUGUUUGUGUCAGUGGAUAUGUGUGUAUGCGUGCAUGUGUGUGCUUAUCCAUAUCUUCUGACACCAUCAUCUCGGACGUUAUGUAAGAUUAUGAAGUCAUUGAGAAACCCAAAUGAAAGACCAAUUAGUUGUGUAUUUAACAUUCCCAUCAGAAUAUCAGGUUUCAAAAAUGGAAGAUGUUUUUCUCAUAAGCUGUUCCUACUAAGUUUGUGUGUGUCAUGUGGAGAGCUUGGAAGAAGGAAGGCUGACGGCUCCAGUGUCCAUGGUGAAGCUGAGCUGAGGAGAGACCCAUAGCCCUCAGAUACUCAUGCUGACACAGACUGGAUGUCACAUGCUAUGUCACAAGGAAUCUUUGUGGAUCACCUCUAACACCUGUAUUGGAACUCUGACACUGCAUGCCUGUGCAAAGACUUGGACCCUGGACGCAGCAUGAGGCUCGACGCUCAGUUAUGACCGCGCCUGACCGCCGAGACCAACACCGUCACGGCUCUGUGACACUUCCGUCCCACCGGCCGUCUGUCCCCCCCGCCAACCGACCUUUGUGAUGCUUGUGAUGAGUGCCAUAUCCCCAGCCAAUGAGAGAGAGGUGUUCGCGGAGGAGGCCGCGCUCUCUCCGACCGCGUCUCCUUCUCCCCCGCCUCCACCCGCUCUUGCCCCUCCGCCACCCCCACCACCCGCCGGACCCCCUCCGCCCCCUCCGCCUCCUCCCCCUCCGGGGCACCCCGCCCUCGGGCAGCAGCACCAGAAGAAGAAGCGGAGGGUGCGGAGCUUCUUCUGGAAGCCCAUCCCCGAGGAGAGGGUGCACGAGCGCGGCAAGCCCAACCUGUGGACCAUCGGCCGCGGCAGCGACCAGGAGUACCGCAUCGACGUGCGCACCAUCGAGGAGCUCUUCGGCCAGCAGGAGGAGGCGCAGUCGCUGGCCGCUGCCCGUGCCAAGGCCGGGGGCAGCCUAAGGGGCAGGGGCACCUCCUUCAAAGAGACCAAAGAGGAGAUCAAUAUCCUGGAUUCCAAAAGGAGCAUGAACGUGGGCAUUUUCCUCAAGCAGUUCAAAAAGUCAAACAUCUCCAUUAUUGAAGACAUUCGCUAUGGCAACAGUGAGGCGUAUGGGGCUGAGCCGCUUCGAGAGCUUCUCAAACUCAUACCAGAGUCAGAGGAGGUGAAAAAGCUCCAGGCCUUCAACGGAGAACCCAAUAAGCUGGCCCUGGUGGAUUCAUUCAUGUACCUGCUCUCUCAAGUGCCCAAUUUUGAGUUGCGCAUUGAAGCGAUGGUGCUAAAGGAGGAGUUCACUCCCUCGUGUGCAGCAAUGAACCGUGACAUCGAUGUCAUCCGUGCUGCAACAAAAGAGCUCAUGACUUGUGGAGAGCUUCAUAACAUCCUACACUUGGUUCUUCAAGCUGGCAACCUAAUGAAUGCCGGUGGCUAUGCAGGCAAUGCUGUGGGCUUCAAACUCUCCUCACUGCUCUCACUGGCCGACACCAAAGCCAACAAGCCAGGCAUGAACCUGCUGCACUUUGUGGCUCUCGAAGCCCAGAAGAAGGAUGAGCAGUUACUGACGUUCCCUGAGAAGCUGCAGCACGUACAGAGUGCCGCGAGGAUCUCAGUGGAGAACAUAGAGUUGGAGUUAGAGUCUCUCAAUUUGAGGACACGCUCGGUGGAGGAGAAGAUCCAGACAGAUGCUGAGCUACUGCAGCAGCUUGACCUUUUCUUAAAGACGGCUGCUCAGGCUCUACAGGACCUGACGCGGCGGCGCCUGGAGUUCAGGAAAGAGGGUUACACGCUGAUCGAUUUCUUCUGUGAAGACAAAGACACUUUCAAACUGGACGAGUGCUUCCGCAUAUUUCAAGACUUCUGCCUUAAAUUUAAAAAGGCAGUGAAGGAUAACUCGGAGCGUGAGCUGAAGGAGUCGGCACGGCAGCGGCGCCUGAAGGAGCUGGAGGAGAAGCGCCACUCAUGGGCAGGCGGCGAGGAGGUGGGCGGCGUGUUCGGCCUGCGCUGCAGCAGCGAGACGGACGUGGAGGCGGCGCUGACCCGAGAGGGGCUCCUAGACCUGCUUAGGCCGCGGCCGUGCAGCCCGCUGAGCCCGCUGGGCCGCUCCGGAAGUCUCCGGCGCUCCCGCCAGAGCCCCGUGGCCACCGCCGACCGCCAGCUGCACACGUUCCUCGAGAUGAGCUCUGAACCGGCCAAGUACGGCUCCUCCAAGCCCCUCAGCCCCAGCUGGACGGGUCAAAGCUCGCCGGCCUACUCUCCGUCCCACGUCCCGAGCACCCCCUCACAAACGUCAAAGCACUUCAUCUCGCCCCAAACCCAGUCCCCGUCGCACACGACCCCCAGAGCAAACCUUAACACGGAUACCUCAAACCUGAGUGUCAACAACAACCGCUCACCCUCACCCGCAAAGUCCUCAACGCACACAGACGACAACAAAAAUGUCAUUGUGGAUCAGGAGAUGACGGCGCACCAAAACACGUUCUUGAACGUGAAUGUGGAGAGACACACCCUCGUGCAUGGCCUCCAAGUGUUUGAUCUUGUGUCUGGCCGUGACGGGGUUGUUGCCCAGGGCAAUGGAUCUACGGUAAAUCAGGCUGACCUCAUAGUCACAGAUCUGGAAGAGGAGAGUGAAAACCCUGAACCACUAGUACUUAGCUCCCCUCCAUUGCGGAAAGCACCAGAAAAAGUUGGUGAGCCUAGCUUGUCCUUUCCACAAAUAGCCAACAAGGAAGGUGACCGAGACACAGAGACAAAACUCGAUCUGCAAACGCUACCCAAUAUGCCAGUGAUUCAGGUGUCUGGGGAAAGUAGGUUAUCCGCGCAAACAGAAGAUGCCAGCAGCCAAUCAGAGAAAGAGCAAGAGGGCCGUUGUGACGUCACAGAUUCCGUCUCGUCCAAGUCGACACCUGCCAGUCACGCGUCUGAGUCGACCUCUGUGGACGAGGCGUCAGUGCCUACCUCUAGCAGUGAUAAAGCAGAGUCUGAGUCGCCCAUGGAGUCCUCAGCAUCGCCGUGUGACAGUCCGGCGUCAGUGUCCAGAUCAGCCGAGUCAUCCGGCUCACACUCCACUGGCCAAGUGCCACAGAACUCCCCUGCCCCGAGCAGCAAGAAGGCCAGUGCUGAGAAGACCGAUGUCAAAGCUCAAAGCUCCUCCAAGUCCAAACCUGCCUCAAAAACAGCGACUGCCUCUAAACAGCCCGCGGCCCGACCCGUCAGAACACUCAACACCUCCGAGAACCAGACCAUGCGGAGGGUGGUGCCCAUCACCCGACUGACCCGAUCUGGGAGCUCCGCCAGUAGGAAGCCAGACAAAAGUGGCAUAGAGGCGAGCAACCACCGUGCGUCGACACACCGGCCCGGCCUCGCCAACGACGACUCCAAGUCUCCCAGAGUGAGGGAGCAGAGUCAGGCCUCGGUUGUCCGGAAGCCGUCCGUGCGGAAGACGACCCCUAAGCCCGUGCGUCCAGUGGUGCCCAAGCCCCCGCCCGAGGAGAAGAUGUGUCGCUCCACCCUGCGGGCACUGCAGGCUGCCCAGGCCGCUGCCGGGCAGGGAGCCGCGCUUAGCGAGAGGUCGGCGAGUGCCCCCCAGACACCCGUCCGCAGCCCGGCUUCUGUCGCCAAACUACCCAGCUUCGCCCGCAACACCGUGGCCUCCACGACCCGCGUGGCCAGACGGGACCUGGUGCCCAGCGGUGCCAACUCCCCCUCUGCCAACACCGGGGGCACGACUCCCACCCCCACGACUCCCAUCAAGUCCUCCCCCCUGGCUCGCACUGCUUCCCUCAGGCACCCCCCCAACAACCGCGUGGCUCCGGAGGCUUCCCAGAGCUCCAUCAGGAGGGUCGCCAGUAUCCGCGUGGCUGCCAAAAAACCCUUCGGUGAACCUCUGGUGCCCCUCAGAGUCCACGAGCGGAAGAACAGCGGCAGUUUUUCUGACAAAUCAGCCUAUUCUAGAGACUCCCACACUGACAAGGCCAAUAAACCUUUAUGGAGAUAAACUCAAGAGUGCUUUUUAGAAAAAAGAAAAUUUAAGAGAAACACUAUAAAAGCAACAUGUAACUUAAUAAAGUCUAGAUUUGUAUUUUUGUGGUCUUUAUUUAACUUUCUGAGUAAUGAUGAAUAUGCUAUUUUCGCCUUCUCUCUCUAUGAACCAUGGUUUUGUAUGUAUUGGACUAAGCACAGCUGUGGGUUUCCAUGUACAUGUCACAAUUAUGAUUAAAGAUUAAAUUGAAUACAAUUGGUAUGUAACCACCCUGUGCUUUUUAGACAGUGUGUAUUUUGACAAUGGGCCUCUGCUAGCCAAGGAUGUUUUGACAAAGGGUUUUCCCCCUCAUCCAUAAUCUUUCUGUCUUUUGUAAUUAUUCAUAAUGAAAUAUUUGUGGACAUUAUGCUGAUGCUGCUGAUCAUUAGCGGAGUCGGUAUUUUAAUAUUUAAACCGUCACCACUUGUCUGAAUGUGUUGGUGUGGUCUUGUCCUAUCUCCAUAGGGAGAUAUUUUGUUCUUGUGCAGACAUGGUUUGACUGGCUCCUCGUCAUGAAACUGCCAUAGCUUUCCUCACAUAACCAAAGUGAAAUCUGUAGGUCAAAUUCAAUCAUAAGCUCAAUAGUCAACGGGGAGAAUCAUUUGCCAAUUGACUAGUUUCACUGAAAUUGAAGACAAGGCUCUCCAGCACCAAGUCCAGGGCCAUUGCUUGAUGCUCGUUCUGUCAGAUGUCAUCGUCUCUCUAUCAUAUCAUGUUAAAAAUCGAAGCAAAUCAGAGGAGUUUGCAACCCAGCUCAAUUAUGUGUUUAUCUGUGUUGUCCAAAUAAAGUUUAUGUUAAAAUUUCUUA
This is a messenger RNA of Alosa sapidissima (American shad), 6405 nucleotides long. RefSeq names its product FH2 domain-containing protein 1-like. The transcript is spliced from 12 exons. Lineage: Eukaryota; Metazoa; Chordata; Actinopteri; Clupeiformes; Clupeidae. The coding region runs from base 2133 to 5573 and encodes 1146 amino acids. The record is from RefSeq and is a predicted model, not a curated record.